Molecule: messenger RNA, 1384 nt
Organism: Actinia tenebrosa (Australian red waratah sea anemone)
Lineage: Eukaryota; Metazoa; Cnidaria; Anthozoa; Actiniaria; Actiniidae
Source: RefSeq, a predicted model, not a curated record
AUGGACUGGAGUAUUUCAAAAGCUGUCAAAAGUGUCCAUGACAUUCGACCAGUGACCCGUAUUCUUUCUUUUGCUUACCGCCCUUCAAACUCUAAGGAAGUGUCUUCUCUGUCGAUYGCCUUCUAUUGGAUUUAUCGUUAUAUCAUGUAUAAAAAUAAAAUGCCUGCAUCAACUAAAAUUGAAGAUCAAGGUAAUGCCUCAUGGUAUUUCAAGAAAACGGACGAGGAUGGYAUUUUCGUCAAAAUUAACGAAAGCCRGUUGAAAACGACUACGRGGGAAUUGACUGAAAAUGUCGUAAACGUGGAGAUCCGACAAUCUCCACGUCGCAAUCAAAAGGACCAGGAUGUACUGUUGAUAACUUGUGAAAAUAUUAUGGCCGUGUCCGGCGAGUCAAAAUUUUAUUUCAAAUUACAAAAUUUUGAUUGUAAAGYGACACCAUUUGCUGCACUGUUUGCAGACUCGACUUCAAACAGCAAAGAGUUUGUGAACAAAUUCAAACAACUAACGAAAAAAGAAGCUGGUUAUACCGUGAAACCAGUUGGAAAGCCUAAAGGGCCUGCGAUAUUAACCCCACCAGUCAAGAGGUCAGUAAAGGAGGGGCCUAGCAUGGAACCAGGGGAGGUAAAAGACCUCAUAUCUCCUGCAAAAAAGAGACGUYGCGCCGAAAAUCUUGAUGAAGAGAUUGCAGCUCAUCAUCUAGGAAAAUACAAACUGAAACUGGAUCAACUUUCGGACUGCCCAGAAACGUGGCUGGAUAGGCCAAUUGACAGCGAAGCAGUGGACRACCUUGUUGACAAAAUAAAAGACAAGUCUGCCCUUCAAAACGAGACGCAGUCGUGGCUUGCCAUUGCCAAUAUUAGUAAAGAGGAUUUAAUUGAUGGCCAGGCGAUGAAAGGCCUGUUAAAGGUYUGCACCAUACAAAUCAUUGGGGGACGUCAUCGUCAUGCGGCAUACAUGAAGCUGAGGAAACAGAAUGAUCCAAUCAUCAGUGCGCAACUUGAAAAAGUUUGGGUGUCAGUCUAUGACAACAAACUAUCAGAUGAACAAAUCAAGAGACUUGCGCACAUCCACAACUUCAUGGACGAAGGAAGCAGGAAAACACAGUGGGUGGAAAGAGUGCAAACCUGCAGAAAGUGGGCAUAUGCGAUGGCCAAUCAAAAUUACGAGGAAGACCCAACUCCAGAGUCCUCACUUGAGUGGAGAAAAUCCUGCCAAACAAUGUUUGUCAAUGCAGAAAAGGAUGUUGCCAGUUUGGAGCCCACGUUACAAGCUGCACUCCUAUCAAAGCCUGUGUGGGACUUGUUCGUCCAAGUGGAUAUUCUUUACAAAAGAGCUGAGCUAAAAGGCAUGUCGCUGGGUAAGCCCUCAUGAAGGCGGAAGCUGG